Musca vetustissima is the source of this 579-nucleotide messenger RNA. Its product is annotated as cytochrome c oxidase subunit 5B, mitochondrial-like. The transcript has 3 exons. The record is from RefSeq and is a predicted model, not a curated record. Bases 131 to 493 code for a protein of 120 amino acids. Gene Ontology annotation, cellular component: mitochondrial envelope. NCBI's taxonomy places the organism in Eukaryota, Metazoa, Arthropoda, Insecta, Diptera, Muscidae. Gene Ontology annotation, biological process: mitochondrial electron transport, cytochrome c to oxygen.
UGUGACUCGUUACUUCGCAGCGCUGUCCGUCAAACGAACGAUUUUUUCAUCGCCGCAGUCCCGUGUGUGUGGAAAUUACGAAAUUUUAGUUUUAUUAAAAGUUUAAAAAAAUCCGCAAAUAAACAUAAAAAUGGCUUCUGUCUGUGGACGCAUGGCUCUGCGUGCCGCUGCACGUCAAAAUGUCACAUACACUCCAGUUCGCUUCUGCAAGAUGAUGAACGAUCCCAUGGAACAUGCCACUGGUAUUGAAAAGCGUGAAUUGUUGGCCAAGGCUGCCGGCAACGACAAUCCCUUCGACAUGAAAGUGUUCAAGCGUGGUGCUGGCACAAAGGAAAACCCCAACCUGAUACCUUCCGCUUUUGACGCCCGUAUUGUUGGUUGCAUCUGCGAAGAAGAUCAAACCUACGUCCAAUGGAUGUGGCUUCAAAAGGGUACUCCCAAACGCUGUGAAUGCGGUCACUGGUUCAAAUUGAUCGAAAAGGCUGCAGUCUAAAUUAGGCGAAAUGUAACACGUUUAAAAACUAAAGUAUCGUUCUGUUUACCAAGAAAUAUAAGUAAAAAGUAACCUUAAACAAAAAA